Messenger RNA from Tricharina praecox, 705 nucleotides. RefSeq names its product translation machinery-associated protein 16. The record is from RefSeq and is a predicted model, not a curated record. The coding region runs from base 92 to 616 and encodes 174 amino acids. Gene Ontology annotation, cellular component: nucleus. The transcript is spliced from 3 exons. Lineage: Eukaryota; Fungi; Ascomycota; Pezizomycetes; Pezizales; Pyronemataceae.
AGCCUGGAGCGCAUGCAAAAAAGGCUUGCAUGCUCGCAGCACCACCACUGCUCCCCUACACAUCCAUCCCACCACAACCACCACCGCCAGAAUGCCCAAGAUCGCCCUCGAGAAAGUUUCCAAAAAGAUCCGCAAGAAGAAGGGUGCGCUUGAUGGCCUCGGAGACCGCAAUGCCGCGCGAAUGAACCGUGCCUCGUUGCGGGACCAGAAGCUUAAGCAUGCGGCGAAGGUUCGCAACAUACAGAAGGAGCACGAGAUGCUGCGCAUCGGUUACUUCAAGGUCGUAACGAAGGGUGUCACUGAACCACUCAGCAUUGAGAAGACCCGAGACCUGAUCGCACAAUGGGUAAGCCGCGAGGAAACCGAACUCGAGCGUUACGAGCUCGAGCGACGAGCGGGCCGUCCUCCACUUCCAAAGUACUUAGAGCUCAAGAACAAGGUGGAGAGAGAGCGUGAAGAAUUUCGGACAGGGUACCUAAUGCCUGACCUGCAGGAUAUGGUCAAUAUCGUGAAUCUGCAGCGGUGGGAUGGAACUACUGGGUCUUUGGCUCAGGUCAAGUUCACAAGAGUGUCCAAAGAGGACCCUCCAGUGGUGGAGGAUAAAAUGGAGACCUAGAUUAUGCCGAGAGGGCAAUGAUUCCCGGGAGGGGAGAUUUAGUUGGAGUUUGGCGUUUAAAAGUCGGGCAAUUGAAAUCUAUAUCGACU